This is a messenger RNA of Annulohypoxylon truncatum, 1254 nucleotides long. RefSeq names its product MOSC domain-containing protein. NCBI's taxonomy places the organism in Eukaryota, Fungi, Ascomycota, Sordariomycetes, Xylariales, Hypoxylaceae. The transcript is spliced from 2 exons. Gene Ontology annotation, molecular function: pyridoxal phosphate binding; catalytic activity; molybdenum ion binding. The coding region runs from base 1 to 1254 and encodes 417 amino acids. The record is from RefSeq and is a predicted model, not a curated record.
AUGGGCCAGCCAAAGAUUCAGAUCUCAGAGCUCUACAUCUACCCCAUCAAAUCGCUGCGCCCCCUCUCGGUCCCGGCAGCACAGCUUCGCCGCGAGGGUCUACGUCACGACCGCCGCUUCAUGCUGCUGAAGGACGAGGGCGGAGGGCGGUACAAGAACAUCCAGACGGCGUACUUCCCGGAGUGCACGUUGUUCCACCAGACCCUGGACGACGACCACAUCGUUGUCACCUACCGGAUCCCGAGCACUCCCUUAUUCCCUCCCACACCAGAGCAGCGGGGUGAGCUGCGCGUGCCCCUGUACCCGGCCUACGACGAGUCGGACGUCGUCGGAAUCAAGCUGUUCGGCAGCGAGACGACCGCGUUUCGCGUGCGCGAGCCCUACGACGCCUGGUUCUCCUCGUGCUUCGGGUACCCCGUCAUCCUCGUGUACAUCGGCGAGAACCGGCGUCGCGUGCUGGCGCACUCGCCCCCCGCGCCGCCGCGCCCAACCAAGUCCUGGUUGGCCACCGUCGCCUCGUACGUUCCAUUCACACAACAGUGGCCGCCUUCGCCAGAAGAUGAAGGUGGCACGGAUGAAGAAAAACCCGACGGUGGCCUGACAUUCAACGAGGCGGCGCCGUUCCUAGUAACGUCGAAGGCGUCGCUGCGCGACGUCAGCGCGCGGCUGCCCGAGGGCGAGGAGAUGGACAUGAUCAAAUUCCGGCCCAACAUCGUGGUGGACCUCGUGCCUGACGACCAAUCGCCUCCGUCUCCGCCCCUCACUCCCACCAGCACCAACGACGCGGAAGAAGGGUCAAAGGGGGAAGAAGGAUGUCAGCCCACCAUCACCACCACUCUGAAAGCCUGGGACGAGGACUUCUGGUCCGAGCUGCUGAUCGGGGGCUCGCACCGGCUGGCGCUGACGGCCAACUGCGCGCGCUGCGUCUCGAUCAACAUCGACUACGGCACGGGGCGCCCGGGCACGGGCGAGUCCGGCUCCAUCCUCAAGGCGCUUAUGAGGGACCGCCGCGUGGACGCCGGAAACAAGUGGUCGCCCAUCUUCGGACGCUAUGCCUUCCUGCUGCCCCCUGCCACCGCCACAAGGACGAACGGUGCUGGCGGCGGGAAACCGCUAGGCGACGAUGAAGACGACGACGAAGAAGGCGAUGAUGAUGAUGAUGAUGAAGACCUGGUCGCUGACGUCGCCGUGGGUGACGAGGUCCAGGUGACCCGGCGUAUCAGCUCGCGAGACGUGUGGGCCUGGCCGAAGUGA